This is a messenger RNA of Thrips palmi, 1894 nucleotides long. RefSeq names its product protein 5NUC-like. NCBI's taxonomy places the organism in Eukaryota, Metazoa, Arthropoda, Insecta, Thysanoptera, Thripidae. The transcript has 9 exons. Gene Ontology annotation, molecular function: metal ion binding; 5'-nucleotidase activity; nucleotide binding. Bases 16 to 1851 code for a protein of 611 amino acids. Gene Ontology annotation, cellular component: plasma membrane. Gene Ontology annotation, biological process: AMP catabolic process. The record is from RefSeq and is a predicted model, not a curated record.
UUGAAGGCCGCCGGCAUGCAGCGCAGCGUGUCCGCGGCGGCCGCGGUCGCGUGCCUCGUGGUGCUCGCGGUGGCCCCCGCGCUGGCGGGCCCCGCCGCCCCCACCGACUACCCCACCGACGCCCCCACCGACGCCCCCGCCACCACCACGCCGGGACUGGACCUGCUGCUGAUCCACACCAACGACAUGCACGCCCGCUUCGAGCAGACCAACAGGUUCUCCAGCCGCUGCUCCGACGCCGAGGCGGCCAGCAACUCGUGCUACGGCGGCUACGCCCGCAUCGCCGCGCACAUCAAGGAGGCUCGCGGCCAGGCCAAGAACGGCGGCCCCGCCGUGCUGGUGCUCAACGCGGGCGACACCUUCCAGGGCUCCUUCUACUACAACAUCUUCAAGUGGCGCAUGGCCGCCGUCCUCACCAACAUGCUCGCGUUCGACGCCAUGUCCCUGGGCAACCACGAGUUCGACGACGGCGAGGCGGGCCUGGAGCCCUUCCUGCGCGACGUGCGGGCGCCGCACGUGUGUGCCAACCUGGACGCCAGCGCCAACCCGCAGAUGCAGCAGCGCGUCCGGCCCUCCGUCGUCCUGGACGUCAACGGCACCAGCGUCGGCGUCGUCGGCUACGUCACGUCCGACACGGCGCUGCUGGCCAAGCCCGUCCAAGUCAAGUUCCUGGAGGAGAUCGCCGCCGUCAAGGCCGAGGCGCAGCGCCUCCACGAGCAGGGCGUCAAGAUCAUCAUCGCCCUGGGCCACUCGGGCUACCCCAAGGACAAGGAGAUCGCCGCCCAGGUGCCGCACGUCGACCUGGUGGUCGGCGGCCACAGCCACUCGUUCCUCUACACUGGCCCCGCACCCGACAACGACGAGCCGGUAGGCCUGUACCCGACGUUCGUGAAGCAGCCCUCUGGCCGCGAGGUGCCCGUCGUGCAGGCCUACGCCUUCACCAAGUACAUGGGCCGCCUGCGCAUCCAGUUCGACGCGGACGGCGAGAUCGCCUCCAGGAAGGACGUCCGGGGCCUGCCCGUGCUGCUGGACCACACCCAGCCGCAAGAUCCACAGGUGCUGGAUGAGCUGGAGCAGUGGAAGAAGCAGCUGGACCCCGCGACGUUCGAGCCCGUGGGCAGGACGCUCGUCUUCCUGGACGGCGUGUGCAGGAUCAAGGAGUGCAACCUGGGCAACCUGGUGGCGGACUCCCUGGUGUACUACCGCGCCACCCGCUACUCCGGGCCGGGCUGGACGGACGCGCCCAUCGGCGUGCAGAACGGCGGCAACAUCCGGACCUCCGUGGACAAGGUGGGCGACGGCACCAUCAACCUGCUGAACGUGAUCGAGACGUGCCCCUUCGAGAACCUCCUCGUGGUCGUGUACCUCCGCGGCGACGUGCUCCUGCAGAUGCUGGAGCACAGCGUCGCCGAGUACGACCUGCAGUACCAGAAGGGCGCCUUCCUGCAGUACUCCGGCAUCCGCGUCAUCUACGACCUGACGGUGGCGCCCGGGCGGCGCGUCGUGUCGGCGCUGGCGCUGUGCGGCAACUGCACCAUCCCGUCGUACAGCCCCGUGGACCCGCGCCAGGUGUACGGCGUCGUCACCAACGACUUCCUCGUGGCCGGCGGCGACGGCUUCAAGAUGCUCAAGGACGCCCCCAGCCUGUCCUUGGCCGACGUGACGCCGUACGGCGCCCUCGCCGAGUACAUCCGCAUCCACAAGGUGGUGGCCCCCGCCGUGGAGGGCCGGGUCGGCUUCCUGGACCGGAGAAAGAAGCCGAUGCCCAAUGCGGCGUCGACGGCGCUGCCGCAAUCCAGUUUAUUAUUAGUGUUUUCAUUAAUGUUAUUAUUGCUAUCGACGAAUCGGUAGCAAUGGUUGGUCUAGAUAAUAAAUAAAUAAAUACUUUAAUGUU